GAUAGCGACAUAUUAUAGAUGUUUAAACAUUUUCUAAGUUUAUUCGAUUUUUCAUGAAAGAGAAUUCGUAAAAUCGUUUUAUCUAAGAAAGUAAACCAUAUUUUAAUCACAAAUCUAAAAAUGCAGAGAAUAUUAUUGGUGGUCGUCUUACUUUCCCUCCUGCUUCCAGCCCCACAAGUUCAAGCCUGUUUAUGCCUUCUUCUAGGCAGUGCGUUCAAAUGUCCUGAACCCCCAACUUGCUGUGACAGUGGAUUCUAUGCCCUUGAUGAGUGCGGCUGCUGCAUGAAAUGCGCAAAGGCUGAGCUGCAGAAGUGUGGUGGAGCAUCUGAUAUAUCAGGCAAAUGUGGAGAUGGGCUUCAAUGCCUAAAAACAUGCUUGCCCUGCAACACUGUAGGAGAUAGUGGAUUACCUUGUAUAUUUCCUUUUACUUAUCAAAACCAGACAUAUACGGAGUGUACAGCCAGGGAUUCUGACACCAGACAACCCUGGUGUGCUACAGCUGUGGACUCUGACGGUGUUGUAAUUGAUUAUGCUUGGGGGGAUUGUGCCGAGGGCUGUCCAGGAACAAGGGUUGAGUGCGAUGAGAGAUAUUUCUCAAUACAGGAAGGAGUUUGUAUUGAUGUUUCAGUCCCAGGAGCUAUACCAAAUUGGUUUGGAGCCCCAGCAGUUAAAUUAGAAAAACCAACUGAGAUACUUUUCCCGGCUCCAGUCUGCAGAAAUCGGAUUGGAGAGAGGAGAGAAUAUGAGAAUACCUGUAGAUGUGACAGGGGCGACACAGCUCUAGAUUUUGACUCACAAGGAACACCCAGGGGCAAUUGUACAGGGUUGGAUGAGAAUGAAGGAGAUAAUUUAGACAAAGUUUGGUGUUUUCUAGAAAAUAUUAGGGACCCACAGGACCCUAAGAGUGGGUGCUACUCGGACACUACAUGGUCUUCAAGAGAUGGAAGAUACUGGUCUGCCCUUGCUUGCUCACAGGAUCCAGAUGUUGGAUAUGAUAUUUCCUCUCUAGACCUGGAACUAGAUAGAUCUUUUGAAAACCGUCCUCAGGCUACUGGAAGACCUGCUCAGAACCCUGCAUUGUUUACCCCGAGAACUUUUAGUUCAUCAACAACUGAGGCCAGUAUUAAAGAGGAACCAAGAUCAUCUUUAAAAAUUGAACAAAAUUCAAAAGAUUCUGAUGUAUUGUAUGAUUACUACGACGACAUAUUCAGCUAUGAUUACAAAAGUGAAUCCGAAGAAUAUGACGAGUAUUCAACACAAACCGAAUCUGACGGUGGUAUUGGUGUUCAAGACAUACUCGACACUGGAGAUCUGAACGAUGAAACAUCAACAGAGGAGUUUGAUUCAACUGACUCCUUUAUUUUCAUUCCAGAGACCACGCCAGAGCCAUUCCCUUCAUUUAUUCCUCCUUCGGGCUUUGGAAGAAGAAAUUCUAAACAUCGAGAUGCAGCUGGUAGAAGGCUGAUCAAUAUAGACCCAAGAAACAGAAAUCCAAUUCAGAUUAUCGCGGAUAAAGUUAAAGCAAACACUCGGCAUCUAGAAAAUAAAUCUAGAACUAGACCGACUCCCAAUCCGACAUUAAAGGAAACUUUUAGAUCUGUCGGGGCUGACAGUGAUUUUCUGGAAGGAGAGUUUGGGUUGAAUAAUAUUCCUGUGGCUCUGGAUCUGUUUGAGGAGGAAAUAUUUCAAAAAAUUCCAACCGAACCAAGUUCAAGAGAGGACAGAACUGAACCCAGCUGGAGGGAGGAUAGAAAUGAUAUCUUCGGAAGUGAUGAACGAAUUGAACAAGCGGGGAGGGGAAGAAGAAAAAAUCCGUUUCGUCGAGGUCAAUGGGGGAAAACUACAACAGUAAAAGUCCCAGUAUUUAGUCCUCUGUUUAUUGGUUCUAAAGUAGUGAGAACUGAGAAAGAGCAAAUGCACGAACAAACAGAUGCUUCUAAUGAUGACAUUAAAGAUACUUUUAUCCCGGACACUGGCAAUAAUCUUCCACUGGGAUUAGAUGAAGACAGUGAUUACUACGUUUACAAUGAUAUUGAAUAUGAUCGAGACGUUAUAGCGCAGCAAAGAAAAGAGAUUGAAGAUGCCUUAGUCCAAGACGUCAAGGGUACAGUUACAGAGAUAGUCCAUGAUAAAGGUUCUAAACUCAAAGGAACAGUUGAACAUGAUGAAUCUGACGUUCUUGCUGAAUCUGACGUUCUUGCUGAAUUGGAUAAACCUACUAAUACUGUUGGGCCUAUAAAAGCUGAAAUAUCUGUUGAAUCAGAUGAAUCCUCUGUGACGGAUAUACCGAAUGAAUCCUCUGUGACGAAUAUACCGAAUGUGUUUAAAAAUCUUCCAAAGAAAUCUGGCCCAGGAAAAGGAACGGGGGAUAGGAGAGGCUCAAAACCCACUCAGAUUGAAAUUAAUCCUUCAGAACGCGAGUUUAUACUGCAACUGCUGAAUGAAAGAGAAACAACAACAACUGAUUAUACUCCACUUACAACAGGUAGAAAUACACCUCAGACAACUCCAGCAGGAACUGCAGCAGACACUCCUCUAACAAUUGCAGCAGGAACUCUGGAAACUACUGUCGUAGGAACUCCGGAAACCACUGUUGUAGGAACUCCGGAAACCACUGCGGUAGGAACUCCGGAAACUACUGUGGCAGGAACUCCGGAAACCACUGAGGUAGGAACUCCGGAAACUACCGUGGCAGGAACUCCGGAAACCACUGAGGUAGGAACUCCGGAAACUACUGUGGCAGGAACUCCGGAAACCACUGAGGUAGGAACUCCGGAAACUACUGUGGCAGGAACUCCGGAAACCACUGGGGUAGGAACUCCGGAAACUACUGUGGCAGGAACUCUGGAAACCACUGGGGCAGGAACUUUGACAAACACCCCAGCAGGAACUCUUCUUACGAACGCGGCAGGAACAACUAUAACAACCAUGACAGGAUCUCAGACAACAACUGCUUUUGGAGCUUCGACAACCACUGAUUCUGGAGCUUCAACAACCACUGAUUCUGGAGCUUCGAUAACUGCCACUGAUGGAAUUCAGACCUCAACCGCUGCAGGAACUCAAACAACAACUGCUGCCAGAACUUCAACAAUAACCGUUGCAGAAAUUACAAAUAUAACCGCUGCUAGAAUUCUGACAACAGUUACAUCAACUUUAGAAUCCUUGUUGAUAUCUGAAUCUUUAACUGAAACAUCUGUAACUACUGCAUCUUCUAUAUCUACACCGAACUCAUUGGCAAUCACUACUGCAUCAUUUUCCACGUCAUCUAAAUCAAUGUCACCGUCAUCAUUAUCUACUUCAACAGAAUUUACUACAUCUGAAUCCUCAUCGUCCUCCAUGUCAUCAUCAUCAUCAACAUCAACAUCAACAACCAAAUCAACCACAUUGUUAACGAAAUCAUCAUCAAACGAAUCUUUAAAGACAAAUUCAUCAGCAUUUGAUGAUAAAAUUGACUUGAUGGAAGAUACAUUAGAGAAGGAACAACCAAAUAUUGAUCCUGAGGAUAAGCAAAAGAAAGUGAUCAAGAUGAAUACGAUUGUCGAGAAAAUGAAGAAGAUCAAGACAGAAGAUGAUCUGAAGAAACCCAGGACUCAAGAGGAGUUGCAGAAUGUGAUUAGUUCUGGUAUAGUUAACCUUGGAAUAUUCGGGCUAUGGAGUACAAGAUCUGGAGUAGUAAAUACAAGUCCAAUGCCAGUAUUCAGGCCUGAUCCAGCACUUAAAUUCAACCGAAGAUAGAUCAUUUAAACAUAUUCAGCCCAAUUUAUUCCUUAUAAGCUGCUCUUUAACCCUUUCAGCCCAAUCCAUCAAUAGUUGCUCUUUAAUACUUUCAUCCCAAUCCAUCCAUAGCUGCUCUUUGAUACUUUCAGCCCAAUCCAUCCAUAGUUGCUCUUUAAUACUUUCAGCCCAAUCCAUCCAUAGUUGAUCUUUAAUCCUUUCAGUCCAAUCCAUCCAUAGUUGCUCUUUAAUCCUUUCAGCCCAAUCCAUCCCUAGUUGCUCUUUAAUCCUUUCAGCCCAAUCCUUCCCUGAGCUGCUCUGUAAUCCUUUCAGUCCAAUCCAUCUCUAGCUACUCUUUAACCAUUUUAACCCCAUCUUUCCCGAGCUGCUUUUUAACCCUUUCAACCCAAUCCAUCGCUAGCUGCUGUUUCACCCUUUCAACCCUAUCAAUCACUAAGCUGUUAAAUUUAACCCUUUCAGCACAAAAGCAUCCCUAAUCUGCUCUUUAACCCUUUCAACUCAAUCCAUCGCUAGCUGCUCUUGAACCCCUUCAAUCCUAUCCUUCUCUGAGCUGCUCUUUAACCCUUUCAGCCCAAUCCAUCCAUAGCUGCUCUUUAAUUCUUUCAGCCAAAUCUAUCCAUAGUUGCUCUUUAACCCUCUCAGCCCAAUCCAUCCCCUGUUGCUCUUUUACUUUUUAAGAUCCAUCCCUGUAGAUGCUCGUUAACCCUUUUAACCCUAUCUAUCCCACAGCUACUUUUUAGCUCUUUCAGCACAAUCCAUCCCUAGCUGCUCUGUAACCAUUUUAACCCGAUCUUUCCCUAGCUGCUUUUAACCAUUUCAACCCAAUCCAUCGCUAGCUGCUCUUUCACCCUUUCAACCCUUUCAAUCACUGAGCACUCAGCAAAAUACAUCCCUUAGCUGUUCUUUAACCCUUUCAACCCAAUCCAUCGCUAGCUGCUCUUUAACCCUUUCAGCCCAAUCCAUCCCCUGCUACUCUUUUACCUUUUUAGCCCAAUCCAUCCCUGUAGAUGCUCGCUAACCCUUUUAACCCUAUCUAUCCCACAGCUACUUUUUAGCUCUUUCAGCACAAUCCAUCCCUAGCUGCUCUGUAACCAUUUUAACCCGAUCUUUCCCUAGCUGCUUUUUAACCAUUUCAACCCAAUCCAUCGCUAGCUGCUCUUUCACCCUUUCAACCCUUUCAAUCACUGAGCACUCAGCACAAUACAUCCCUGAGCUGUUCUUUAACCCUUUCAAUCCAAUCCAUCGCUAGCUGCUCUUUAACCCUUUCAGCCCAAUCCAUCCCCUGCUACUCUUUUACCUUUUAAGCCCAAUCCAUCCGUAUAGCUGCUCUUUAACCCUUUCAACCCUAUCCUUCCCUGAGCUGCUUUUUAUUCAUUUUAUUUCAAUCAAUCCAUAGCUACACGUUAACCCUUUUAGUUCAAUCAAUUCCUGUGCUUCUAUCUCUUUCAGUUCUAGUCAAAUUAAAUGUCUACAUAUUUAUGGCCUGGAUAAAGCAACCUUGAGACGAUAAACACUCUAAAUGGCAACCUGGCUCUUUGAAAGUCUAAACAGAAUUUGCAAAGGUUUCUAACUUAUUUUUAUCAUUUUUUUGUAAGAAUUUAUCUAGUAAGAUACUUGUAGAUACUUGAGAAAAGAAUAUAAAUAUAAAUUAUAUGUGUAAA
Messenger RNA from Eurytemora carolleeae, 5396 nucleotides. RefSeq lists its product as uncharacterized. Gene Ontology annotation, cellular component: extracellular region. The coding region runs from base 121 to 3735 and encodes 1204 amino acids. NCBI's taxonomy places the organism in Eukaryota, Metazoa, Arthropoda, Copepoda, Calanoida, Temoridae. The record is from RefSeq and is a predicted model, not a curated record. The transcript is spliced from 25 exons.